AUGUUGAUCUUGGAAAAUUCGUUUCUGUUUAUGACCCUGGUUUUGGUAUGUUAUGGGGUGAACAGUGUCAAAGCAGGUGAUUAUGCUAGUUCUAGUGAAGAUGAAGGUAAUGAUUAUACUCGGGACUCUAGUAGUGAGGAACAACAGAGUAUGUAUGGAGCCAGUGAAGAAUUUGGUGGCAGUAUGGGAGGUCAUGCUGGUGGAAGCAGUCAUUCGGGAGGAUACAUCUACAACAACCAUGGUGGAGGACAGGGAAGUCACGAAAUGGGAGGGUCUGGGUAUUCUGGCGGUCAACAAUAUGGUUAUCCGACUUACCAAUACGGACAACAAGGAUACGGAACACCUUACGGUCAACCACAGUAUUAUCCAUCGCAGACGUAUGGAUAUCCGACCCAGCAAUAUGGUUAUCCAUCCCAAACACAAACGUAUGGUUAUCCGACCCAAACACAAACGUAUGGUUAUCCGACCCAAACACAAACGUAUGGUUAUCCGUCUCAAACAUAUGGAUAUCCAACCCAAACGUAUGGAUACCCGACUACGGGAGUUCAAACACCGAUUUACAGCUACAACCCUUACCAAGUAUAUUCAGGUCGAAGCAACAGAAAUAUCAAUCAGAAUAACCCAAAUCAACAGAAUUCUUUUCUGAACCGUAACCCUUAUCAACAAAAUUCUCCCCUAAACCGUAACCCUUAUCAACAAUCUUCCUUAUUCAAUCAAAACGCUUAUCAACAGAAUCAAAACCAAUUCCAGUCUAGCUCUAUUCCAGGUCAAAACUACCAGAAUCAAUACCAGCAGAAUAAUGGUGGUAAUCCAGUUCAAACUCGUUACCAACAAAACGACUUAUUGAAUUUAAACCCGUAUUCUGUAUCAAACCAAAAUAACCAACAAAAUGCCAACCAACAAAACACUCUGUUUAACCCAAUUUACGGAUAUGGAACACAGACACAAAACACAGCGCCCGCCACCCAAUAUGAAUUUGUUCGACCAGAAGCGGUACCAGCAAAACCAAACGUUGCUGUUAAGUCUUCACUAAUGGAUUUCAUGCCACAACUUCAAGCAAUGCGACGACAAAAUGUUGGUUAUAUUUAUUCACGAAAGGCAAUGCCAGAAACAAAGUAA
Lottia gigantea (owl limpet) is the source of this 1119-nucleotide messenger RNA. RefSeq lists its product as hypothetical. The transcript has 2 exons. Bases 1 to 1119 code for a protein of 372 amino acids. Lineage: Eukaryota; Metazoa; Mollusca; Gastropoda; Lottiidae. The record is from RefSeq and is a predicted model, not a curated record.